UGGCUCUCGGAAUGGACGGUGGUACGAGGUCAAGCAGAGUUGCCGUGUAUUGUACCCAUGCCUAUGGACAAGACCGACAAGCCCCUCUUGGUGCUGUGGUACAAGGAAAGCCAGGCCACCGUGCCCAUAUACAGCUACGACACCCGCAGCGGGCCGUUCGACCAGGGCGUGCGGUGGGCGGACACUGGCUACCUGGGCACGCGGGCGUUCUUCAGGAUCCUGUCCGACCCGCCCACGCUGGUGGUGGAGGACGUGAAAGUAGCGGACCAGGCCGUGUACACGUGUCGAGUCGACUAUAAGAUACGACCUUCGGCGAUCACUAAGGUCAACCUCACUGUUAUAGUGCCCCCUGGCCCCCCACUCAUCCUGAACUCCUCGGGGCACCAGCUGCAGGAGGAGGUCGGGCCGCUGGAGGAGGGGCGCCACACACAGCUCACGUGCCGGUCUGCGGGCGGCUCCCCCACGCCCACACUUACCUGGUGGCGCGACGGCGAGAGACUCAACCAGGUCGGUCGCUUCAACGGGCAAAGUGUCGAGAGCCGGAUCAGCCUGGAGGCGACACGAAACCUGCACGGCGCCACGCUCACCUGCCAGGCACUCAACAACAACAUCACCGAACCUUCGUCUACUUCCAUUACUAUCAAAGUCAUGCUACGCCCGAUCUCCGUCGAAAUCGUGGGCGACGUCGGCACCCUCUCCUCCGGCCGCCCCGUCGAGCUGGUCUGCCGCGCCGUCGGGUCGAGGCCGCCCGCGCACAUCACGUGGAUCAAGGGCAACAAGCAGGUCACCGAGGUCAGGCACACGGUGAGUCUUUGCGAGAGUCGGAACCAAUUAUUUUGGUCAGUUAGUCUUACAGUGUAUUCGGCAACACAGAGGCAGGCAUUCGCUGAGUUAGCAAGCCAGGCACUCCCUGAGUCAGUAAGUCAGGCACUCGCUGAGUCAGGAAGCCAGGCACUCGCUGAGUCAGUAAAUCAGGCACUCGCUGAGUCUGCUGAGUUAGCAAGUCAGGCAACCAAGCCAGGCACUCCUAAGUCAGCAAGCCAGGCACUGUCAGCAAAGCCACUCGCAAGCAGCAGCCAGGCACACCCUAAGUCAGCAAGCCAGGCACUCCCUAAGUCAGCAAGUCAAGCACUCGCUGAGUCAGCAAGCCAGGCACUCACUAAGUCAGAAAGCCAGGCACACCCUAAGUCAGGCAAGUCAGCAAGCCAGGCUGUCAGCAAGCCAGGCACUCCUACAGCAAGCUAA
Molecule: messenger RNA, 1245 nt
Organism: Penaeus vannamei (Pacific white shrimp)
Lineage: Eukaryota; Metazoa; Arthropoda; Malacostraca; Decapoda; Penaeidae
Source: RefSeq, a predicted model, not a curated record